AACAGGAACAAAAACACUUGAACUAUAUUUAAUUCUAAAUUACACUUUUCAAAGAACUCUGCCGGUUAUCAGUAAUACCUAUUAUUAAUAUAUUAUGUAACUCCUCAUUACAACGUGGAAACAAAACAUUCAUGUGCAUCAGUUAGCGUGCAGCACCGCUUCCUGCCCGGCGGAUACACCGUUCAUCCAGAUAAACAGUUCCGCUGUCAUAAGCACAGAUAAAAGAGGGAUAUACUUAAUGAAUACACUCAUUCUAAUAUAAUUUAAUGAUGUAUUGAUGAAAAUAUUUAUACAUUUUAUGACUGAAAAGUAACUGUUAACCCCUUCAAUAGAAUAUUUUAUGAUGCACUAACUCAGUGAUUGCAAAUGUUAGUUUAUGCAUCAAUAAUAAUUUUUUGUUUUGUACUUAUGCAAUAUAAAACAUUUAUAGGUAUGUAAUUGUAUCAGGUAGCUGUAAUCUGUGGGAAACUUUGAUUAUUGUGCAUUAAAUGAAAUAUUAGAGAGGCAUAAACAUGAAGCGAGAGUGAGACAAUGCACAUAAUCCUCUUAGACGACUUCAGGUAUUAGGUAUUAUGCUGAUCCAUUGUGAAGCCUCGUUCUAUGUCCUACAUAACCCUUUGGUCAUUGCCAAGAGUUUGUGAUUGUGCCGCCACAUCUGACUGGAGAAAUUAGCUUCUGGACAUUGCUGCUCCCUGCAAGCUAAAGGGCCGAUGAUAUGGUAAGUCUGCCUCUGUCAUUAAAUAUGCUUUAUUUGUUGCCUUAGUUUGGGAAGGGAAUAAGUCCAGAUCCUUACAAAUGUCCAUACUGUUUUCAUUCCUUUUACCAGGCCCUCAUUGCUACUUCAUACAUUUGAGUUUUGUCUUUGGAAUUUUGCUUAAUGACCCUUGAAAAGGACUUGGUAUUAAAAUUUAAUCCACGAAGGGUUUUCAUGAAAUGUUCAGAUACAUUCACAUUUAGACGACUAGUACUCUGAUCCUCUCUAAUGUCAUUUUAUUCUUGAUGAUUCCUUUAACUUGACUUAUAGGCUGGGUUUUCUGAAGAUUCGAGGAUGUGACAUGACUCACACUGCUGAGGUUGUGAAUCGUGUCGACCCAUGGUCUGCUGGGGAGCGAGCCAGACUCUACCGAAGCCCAUUGAUGCAUCCUAAUUUAACCUAGCCGCGAGUGAGACUGCUUUUGGAGGACGAUGCAUUGCACAAGGAGGAAGCGACUGCAGCUGAGCCGAGUUCUUUUCCUCCUCUCCGGGGUGUUCCUCUGCACGCUCUACCAGCUGACCAUCAGUGCCAGGCUCUACAAGUCUCUGUCCAUGCCUCAGAUUGGAGGCGACUAUGGGGAAGGUUCAACAGAGGGGGUUGAGGAGGCCACGGUGGAGACUGCGGGGCUGGAGGAGCCGCUCACCGCGGCCCAGGAAGUCGAGCCCACAGAUCAGACAACGCCAGAAAUGCACGUGGUCCAUCAAACGGACACAACUUCAGAUUUCAGAAGUGCUGCCCCCACUGACUCUCCAUUAUUGCCAACCACCAACAGAACUCUUGUGCACUGCAUAUUUGUGUCUCCCGAGCCUCCGCCGCCGACGCCCGCUCCGCCCAAACCCCCAGCCGAAGCUCCACACAUGAAGGGAGAAUACCCCGAGGACAUCUUCUCUAUCGAGGACCGCCGGCGAGGCUGGGUGAUUCUCCACAUCAUGGGGAUGAUGUACAUGUUUGUGUCUCUCGCGAUCGUGUGCGACGAGUUCUUCGUUCCCGCCCUCGGGGUCAUAACGGACAAGUUGGCCAUCUCUGACGACGUGGCCGGAGCCACUUUCAUGGCUGCCGGGGGAUCGGCCCCGGAGCUUUUCACCUCACUGAUCGGCGUCUUCAUUGCCCACAGCAACGUGGGCAUCGGCACGAUCGUCGGGUCAGCCGUGUUCAACAUUUUGUUUGUGAUCGGGAUGUGCGCGCUGUUUUCACGGGAGGUUCUCCACCUGACCUGGUGGCCUCUUUUCAGGGACGUGUCGUUCUACAUCUUCGACCUCAUCUUGCUCAUCAUCUUUUUCUUGGACAACGUCAUCAUGUGGUGGGAGAGCAUGAUGCUGGUGGGCGGUUACACUAUUUAUGUCGUUUUCAUGAAGUUUAACGCUCAGCUAGAGCGAGCGUUCAAGACCCAGCUCCACAAGCACAAGAGCAUCGUCAAAGUCAUCGCUGUGGAAGAACCAGAGAAGACGGAUGAGGAAAGUGAAGAUAACACGCCUCCUCCUCCAGAGGACAAGAAUCGGCUAAAGUUGAAGCCCUCCCUUCAGAGAGGGGGGAGUUCAGCAUCUCUGCACAACAGCACCAUGAGAAACACCAUUUUCCAGCUCAUGAUUCACACAUUAGACCCUCUGGGAGAGGGGAAAUUUAAGGAGAAGGCUGAGAUUCUGAAUAAUGUGGCGAGACGGAAGGCAGAGGGCAAAUCUCAAAGCAAAAGUGAAGAUGGCGGAGAGAAAAGUGAGGACAAGAAAGAGCCAGAGGCUGCCCCGGCUGCAGAGACGGAGAAGAAGGAGCAGCCAGAGGACAAGAAGGACGAUGUUCCAGCAGAUCAGGACAAUCCAGAAGGCUCGGAAGACUCCGGCAGUGACGAAGAGGACAGCGAUGAAGACAGCGAUGAAUCCAGUGAGGAUGAGGAAGAUGAUGAUGAUGAUGAAGAGGAGGAGGAGGAUAAUGAGGAGGAAAAGGAAGACGAGCCUCUGUCUUUAGAGUGGCCUGAAACAAGACGCAAACAGGCCACCUACCUCUUCCUGCUGCCCAUCGUCUUUCCUCUGUGGCUGACGGUCCCCGACGUUCGAAACCAGAAAUCCAGAAAGUUCUUUGUGUUCACCUUUCUGGGCUCCAUCGUGUGGAUCGCUGUGUUCUCCUACCUCAUGGUGUGGUGGGCUCACCAGGUGGGUGAGACCAUCGGCAUCUCGGAGGAGAUCAUGGGCCUGACCAUCCUGGCAGCGGGGACGUCCAUCCCCGACCUGAUCACCAGCGUGAUCGUUGCCCGUAAAGGCCUGGGGGACAUGGCGGUGUCCAGCUCCGUGGGCAGCAACAUCUUCGACAUCACCGUUGGCCUCCCUGUGCCCUGGCUCCUCUACUCCUCCUUCCACGGCUUCGCUCCGGUGGCCGUCAGCAGCAACGGGCUCUUCUGUGCCAUCGUGCUGCUCUUCCUCAUGCUCCUCUUUGUCAUCAUCUCCAUUGCGACCUGUAAAUGGAAGAUGAACAAGGUGCUGGGUUCCACUAUGUUUUUGCUCUACUUUAUUUUCCUGGUGCUCAGCGUCAUGCUGGAGGAUCGCAUCAUUGUCUGUCCGGUUUCCAUCUAGAAAAAUGGGAAAAAGAGGAAAAAUUGCUCUAAAGCAGGACUGCUGACCUCCACAUGUACGGGUCUCAUGAGAGUUUAUAAGAACCAUCAAGAAUGCUACUGUAGUUGCUCUGCAUUGAUUGUUAUGUCUGAGCGUCGGCAGCAAAACUAAUAUCUCACACUGGGCUGCGACAUUCUGCAGAGGAAAUUAUGAAAUAGUUUCCAGAAAUAGAUAAAAUCAUACACAGGGUUUCCCAAUGAUGUUGUGUGAGUCACAGGGCCUUGCACACUUGCUGCUUGACUUUUGAAAAUGUGAAUCAUCUCCUAAUUAUUGCAACUUAAACUCAGUUUGAUUCCAGAAAAUUAAGAAGCCCAAUAAAUGACCCUUCAGCAGGUCCUCAUGCAGCAGCAUUUUGCUUUUUGUUUGUUGAUAAACUGACUGAUUUGGGAGAAUUUGGAGUGAAAAUUAUCAUUUGACUGAGAAAACUUACGUAGCAUUUGUUGUAAGGCAGUCAUUAUCACCCAAAAUUUCCAAAUUUAUCUGGUUAUUAUUGUGUGAAAGUUGAACACGACGUGUUUGCGAAUUUGACCCCAAUUUCACCAGGAGUUGACCCACAAUCUUGAAGCAUUUGCGGGAUAAUAAAGUUUCCAUUUGAGUGUGACUCUCAGUGAAAACACUGCUUUUCUUGCAUUUUUGUGUCUCUAAUCGGUCCGGUUGUCGCAGCCCAGCGGCAGAUAUAGAACCUUUUCUAUUUACUUGUAACAGCGGCUGCUUUAGCAUUCCUUUUUCCACAUAACCAGGAGAUGCAUGUGAUCUAUAAUAGUGUAACUUUUGCAGUGCGAGGACGACCACGGACCGGGUGACAAACAUGUUUUUCACAUGAUCUGUAUAAAGAAAUUAGAAGUCUAGAAUUUGUGCACGAGUUGAAAGAGAUAGGUUUCUACAUGUGAAUUUUGUAAAAUAUGUAAGUAUGCAUUUAUUUUAUAACAUUCAUGAGAAAGAUCCUGAGCUUGGUUGAACUUGUAGUGAAAAUGUCAGAAAUAGUGCUAAAAAGAAUCAACUUUGUAGAAUAAACAUGUUUAUUCAUUAAUGAAGGCAAACUAUAGAUCCAGUCAGAGCGGAAAUUAUUAUUUUUUUUAAUACGUAAAAAUUGUACAAAUCGGUUUCUGUGUUACAAAUGAUAAAUAAUACUCCAGAAACAUUGUUCCAGCUGACAAAUAAAACAUCACAGACAUAAAAUAAGGUUUUGGUCGUCAUUGUGGAUUUGUGUCGAUCGCUUGUUACAAAGUGGGUGAACGCCAAUUUACACUGUGAGAGACUGUUUUUCUUCUUCUUUGUGCACACAGCCGUGUGUGAUCCAGCAUCGUUUCGUCAAACGUCAUAGUGAAGUCCAGUGAUAAGCUGUGCAGCCGCGUCACGUUACGAACAGUCGAGGCAGGGCAGUUUAUAGUGAAAAAACAGGAUGAACACAGUGAAAGUGAUUGAACGGGGUGCAGGGCAGAGCUGCUGUUUUCGAACCCGACUCCUUUGACAUGUACACAUCUAUCAAUAUGCUCAGUGCAAAGAAACCCACACCACCGUCUCUGAGGAGGUGGCUGGCUAUUAGAGGUGGUUAAAAUGUCUUUCCACCCUCUGUUGGUCACAUUUAACAGUGCAUCGUUGUCUAAAUAUCUAAAACUGACAUCUACAACAGACCGAGAAGACUCAAAGAGAAUAUACAAAAUGCUAGAGCCAAAUACUCUUCACACGUUCAUGGAUUCAUCACUGUACCUGUAAAUUCUUUAUCAAAAGAUUAAACCAUCAGAGAACAUUUAUUUUCACUUUCAAUUUCAUUGUUUUCGUUUCUGAGGGAAAGCCACUAUUGUAACACAUAAAUCAUUUAAUUACAACUUUAAAAAAAGGUAUUGCUUAAAAAAAUGUAAAUAAAACAGAUAUAACACUCCCUCUUGAGCUUUUUUUGGUACGUUGUACAAAUAACAUUGAACAAAUAAACUUUGUGCAUGUA
Messenger RNA from Salarias fasciatus (jewelled blenny), 5299 nucleotides. RefSeq names its product sodium/potassium/calcium exchanger 1. Gene Ontology annotation, molecular function: calcium channel activity; calcium, potassium:sodium antiporter activity. Gene Ontology annotation, cellular component: plasma membrane. NCBI's taxonomy places the organism in Eukaryota, Metazoa, Chordata, Actinopteri, Blenniiformes, Blenniidae. The record is from RefSeq and is a predicted model, not a curated record. The transcript is spliced from 9 exons. Gene Ontology annotation, biological process: calcium ion transmembrane transport; long-term synaptic depression; intracellular calcium ion homeostasis. The coding region runs from base 1186 to 3315 and encodes 709 amino acids.